UAAAUAUUCUCACUCCUGUUAGUAAUCAUGAAAACCAAAAUUCGAAGCAUCCAAAAUCCCUCUCAAUAAAGAUCCCAAAAGCUGAUUGCUUUGGGCAAUUCUACAAAUGGCUGAGAUUGUAGAAGCAGAUAAUUACGAAGCCAUAAUCACCAGAAUCGAGCACAAGUCCCGCAAGAUCGAAAGCUUACUCAAACAGUAUAAACCAGUGGAAGCUCUGAAAACAGCUCUAGAAGGAUCACCUCCCAAGACCAAGGAUGAAAGAUGCAAGUCUGCUAAUUGGAUAGUGGUGCAUAGGGCUAUAAUGGCUAUCAAGGAUAUGGAUAGCUUGUUCUCUGCAUUGGAUCCUGAGUACUAUGAUAUUCUCAUGAAGUACUUGUACAGAGGUUUGUCUACUGGAGACCGCCCAACAUGUGACCAAUGCCUAAGGAUCCAUGAAAAACUAACAGAAAAAGCUGGUUUGGGAUGCAUACUGCGUUGUCUUGCUGACACUGUGAAUACUGUGUGACUAAUAGCAGUUUAUUAGAGCUGGAUGAACACAAUACUGUAGCAAUUUAUUGGGGGGGGGGGGGGGGAAGUCAUCACUAGUGAUGAAUGUUGACUUUGGAAGUGUACCUGUAUAUAUCAUUCUGAUGAAUAUUGAUGUUGAGAUUGAGUUUAGCUUAUUCAAAGGGCUGCUUCCUCUGCUUUA
This is a messenger RNA of Solanum dulcamara, 688 nucleotides long. RefSeq names its product actin-related protein 2/3 complex subunit 5A. The record is from RefSeq and is a predicted model, not a curated record. Gene Ontology annotation, molecular function: actin filament binding. The coding region runs from base 107 to 505 and encodes 132 amino acids. Gene Ontology annotation, cellular component: actin cytoskeleton; cytoplasm; Arp2/3 protein complex. Gene Ontology annotation, biological process: Arp2/3 complex-mediated actin nucleation; regulation of actin filament polymerization. NCBI's taxonomy places the organism in Eukaryota, Viridiplantae, Streptophyta, Magnoliopsida, Solanales, Solanaceae. The transcript has 4 exons.